UGACUCGUUUCGUUGGUUGAUUGUUGAAUUUUUUUCAAUUGUAGAGAUAUCUGAAUUAUGUACUGUUUACGUUUUUUUUUACAUUUUUUUACAAUUCUCAGUUGUUAUUUUUUUUCCAAUUAGAGAGAUAUGUGAAUUAUCGCCGGGCUGAAGUAUUAUUUUGUUAUAUUUAUUGUAUAUAAUGCUACGUUGGGGCGAAUAUCCAUCACAUUAUCCGACUCAUUGUUUGGAGAAGAGUUCGUAUGGUCGCACAUAAUUAGUCAAUUAUUAAAGUUAGUUAAAUUACAUUUAAUAUUUAAUUACUUUAAUUCAUAUAUUUAAGUUACCUCUUGAGCGAAAUUCUAUCCGUCAAAUUCACGCUCUCCUUCUUCAGCCAGUGUACCACCCUUUUCUCCUUGUUCAAAGAAAGAAUUAUUCAGCCAUGGAAUUAGUCAGGCCUAAAUAUAAACCAAUCCUUCUCAUCAUAGGGCUCAUAUGGAUCUUCAAGAUGGUGGAGAAGACACUUCUUAACAUCUCAAUCACGCGCCUCACCAGCACUGGGGUGGAGUAUGACCUCCGAAAUGUUGUGGUAGUUGUGAGCCUACACCAAGCAAUAAGAGAUAUUUCGACUGUAGUGUUCACUUAUACAGUCGGCGUUUGCACGCACCGCUUGGGCCGCUACUUGAUGGUCGUUUUCCCCACUACAGCUUUCACCAUCGGUCUGGUACUCAGCUUUCUUGUGCCUGGAAGCAUGGGUUUGUGGUUCUUUUUCCCUGCUAUGGUUGUAAUGGCUUUAGCGCAAGCUGCACUGACGGUCACUCUGAAAGCAUUUCUUGAUGAUCAGUUUAGGCCGAAGUAUGAUGACGAUGAGAGGAAACUUCACACUGAAUCCUUGUGGACUUGUGUCUCCUUCUUGGCUGCAGUGUUUGCUCUGUUUGAGCCUUCAAUGGGACUUCACUUGAAGAAACUCGAACUGUUAUUAUUCAUUUUGAUGGGGUUUAUCUUCUUAUUGUUCUUGCUGGGUUUCAACUGCUACUAUGAUGAUGAGGGGAGGAGCUUCAACUUCAAACUGCCUGCCACUUCAGCUACAACAGUAAAGUAUCCAGUGAAUCUUAAGUUGCUUUGGGUUUCUUUGCCCAUUUUAAGUUUAGUUUCUGCUUCUGGAAGCACCUUCUUCUUAUUAGAAGCCAACACACUCGUUCGCGGCAAUCUAACUUACAUUCUUAUGCUUGACAAUGUGACGAGAUUUAUGGAGUUUGUUGUCCGAGAAGCAUCCAAACGUGUAGUCAAAAAACUCAAAGAUCGUCAGAAACACCCACACAACCUACAGAAGAUGGAGAUGGUGAGAAUCGCAUUUGCAGUGUGUUGUUGCCCGUUGUGCUGCAACAUUGCUGUGAUGACUGCGACACACAGGAAGUACGAGACAGCUGGCACAAUGAGCGUGUUUUGGCUAACUCCACAGUUCUUUUUACUGGGACUGAUGGCAGGACUCGCCAAAGAUGGGUUUCGGUCGUUAUAUGAAUCUCAGGUUGAACCCCAUCAAUUAAAGAAAUACGGGUCGGCUUUGGGAGACCUUGGAAGCGGAGUUGGUAGUUUACUGAACAUACUUUGCAUUGUCAUCUUUGGUUGGCAUUUCAACUGGUUCCAGAAUAAUAUAGCUGACAGUAGCCUCAACAUGUAUUAUAUUUUACUGUCAAAUUUGAGUGUUACUCACGUAAUAAUAUACCUUCCGGCUGUGUUACGGUACAUAGGCCCGUCGUUGUUCUUAUUGAGUGAUGAAAAACUGGAGGUUAAAUUGCUCAUGCUCAAAGAACAGGGUGAAAACUCGUGCCAGCUCGGGACAGAGAAGGUGCUAGAGUGUUGAUAAACUUGCACUUUUCUACAUUGUCAGUUUGGUACAUUCAUCACUUGGCAGUAAAGUGUUUACAGAAAGCUUACCUAAAGGAUCUCCUUUUGGAUUGCUAAUGUUGUAGUAUAUGUUGUUUUGUAGUAGUUCCAUUUAUUUGUUAACAGAAAGCUAGCCUGAAAA
Messenger RNA from Salvia splendens (bonfire salvia), 2008 nucleotides. Its product is annotated as protein NRT1/ PTR FAMILY 5.5. The transcript is spliced from 4 exons. Lineage: Eukaryota; Viridiplantae; Streptophyta; Magnoliopsida; Lamiales; Lamiaceae. Bases 422 to 1843 code for a protein of 473 amino acids. The record is from RefSeq and is a predicted model, not a curated record.